GAUUUGGAGCAGCCACGCGCGGCCCGGGCGCCCGGAGCUAUAGCAGCAGCAGCUGCCGCCGCCGCCGCCGCGCCGGCAGCCCCAGCGCCGCGGCCGCCACCGCGGCGGGCACUCGCGUUCCGGGCGCGCACGGACCAUGGAGAGGGCGGCCCAAGGCGCAGACGGCGGCGGGGGCAGCAACAGCAGCAGCCGCAGCAGCAGCCGCGCCACCUCGGCUGGCUCCUCGCCGUCCUGCUCCCUGGCCGGCCGGGGGGUCGCCAGCCGGUCGGCGGUAGCCGGGCUCGGCGGCGGGGGCAGCCGCAGCAGCCCGGGCUCGGUGGCCGCUAGUCCGUCGGGAGGAGGCGGCCGCAGGAGGGAGCCGGCGCUCGAAGGCGUGCUCAGCAAAUACACUAACCUCCUCCAGGGCUGGCAGAACAGGUACUUCGUGUUGGAUUUUGAGGCCGGCAUCCUGCAGUAUUUUGUGAAUGAGCAGAGCAAACACCAGAAGCCUCGGGGAGCCCUGUCUCUGUCUGGGGCCAUAGUGUCCCUGAGCGACGAAGCCCCCCACAUGCUGGUGGUGUAUUCCGCUAACGGAGAGAUGUAUAAACUGAGAGCUGCUGAUGCAAAGGAGAAACAGUUUUGGGUGACUCAGCUUCGAGCCUGUUCCAAAUACCACAUGGAAACGAGUUCUAAGACGACUCCAAGUUCCCGAAGCCGCAGUCUCACUUUGCUCCCCCACGGAACGCCCAAUCCUGCGUCUCCCUGUAGCCAGAGACACCUCGGCGCGGGGGCCCCCGGUGUUGUCACAGUCACGCAUCACAAGUCGCCUGCAGCCGCCCGAAGAGCCAAGAGUCAGUAUCCCGGCCAGCUUCACGAAGUCAGAGAGAUGAUGAACCAGGUGGAAGGACAGCAGAAGAACCUCGUGCACGCCAUCGAGUCUCUGCCCGGCUCUGGCCCCCUCACCGCCUUGGACCAGGAUCUGCUGCUCCUGAAAGCUACCUCCGCUGCUACCCUCAGCUGCCUGGGGGAGUGCCUCCACUUGCUACAGCAGAGUGUGCACCGGGCGGGCCAGCCCGGCCACAAGCCGGGGGCCUCAGAGAACAUCCUGGGAUGGCACGGGCCCGAGUCACAUUCCACGGAGCAGCUGAGAAACGGGACGCUUGGCUCUUUGCCCGCAGCCAGCGCCAACGUAACCUGGGCGAUUUUACCAAACGCCGCCGAAGACGAGCAAAGCCCGCAGCCAGAGCCAGAGCCAAACUCGGGCCCUGAACUGGUUUUGUCCGAAGAUGAGGACAGUGACACUGAAGACAAAGAAGAGACAGAAUUGGGUGCCAUGGAGGAUCAGCGUAGUAUAAUUCUUCAUCUCAUUUCACAGCUCAAACUGGGAAUGGAUCUGACCAAGGUGGUGCUUCCCACGUUCAUCCUGGAGAAGCGAUCCUUGCUGGAGAUGUAUGCAGACUUCAUGGCGCACCCGGACCUGCUGCUGGCCAUCACUGCCGGAGCCACGCCAGAGGAGAGAGUCAUUUGCUUUGUGGAGUAUUACCUCACAGCCUUCCAUGAGGGCCGCAAGGGGGCCUUGGCCAAGAAGCCCUAUAACCCCAUCAUCGGUGAGACGUUUCACUGCUCCUGGGAAGUCCCCAAGGACAGGGUCAAGCCAAAGAGGACUGCCCCCCACUCUCCCGCUAGCCACGAACACCCGAUGGCCGAGGACCCCUCCAAAAGCUACAAACUCAGGUUCGUGGCUGAGCAGGUGUCCCAUCACCCGCCCAUCUCCUGCUUCUACUGUGAGUGCAAGGAGAAGAGACUGUGCGUCAACACUCACAUAUGGACCAAAAGCAAGUUCAUGGGCAUGUCCGUGGGGGUCUCCAUGAUAGGGGAAGGUGUACUGAGGCUCCUGGAACACGGGGAGGAGUACGUGUUCACCCUGCCCAGUGCCUAUGCUCGGUCUAUUCUCACCAUCCCAUGGGUGGAGCUUGGAGGCAAAGUCAGCAUCAGCUGUGCCAAGACUGGGUACUCAGCGACAGUGAUAUUCCACACAAAGCCUUUUUACGGAGGGAAAGUCCACAGGGUCACAGCAGAAGUGAAGCACAACCCAACCAACACCAUUGUUUGUAAAGCCCAUGGAGAAUGGAAUGGUACCCUAGAGUUCACUUACAACAACGGAGAAACCAGAGUCAUUGAUACGACCACACUGCCAGUGUACCCCAAGAAGAUCAGACCUCUGGAGAAGCAGGGGCCCAUGGAGUCCAGGAACCUCUGGCAGGAGGUGACCAGAUACCUGCGGCUGGGGGACAUUGAUGCUGCCACUGAGCAGAAGCGGCUCCUGGAGGAGAAGCAGCGGGUGGAGGAGCGGAAGCGGGAGAACCUGCACACACCAUGGCGGCCCAAGUAUUUUAUCCAGGAGGGUGACGGCUGGGUAUACUUCAAUCCUCUUUGGAAGGCACACUGAUGGGGUGGAGGUGCAGCUUUCAGAAAUAGCCCUGUUUUUUGUAGGAAUUAAAGUGGUUCAGUAUCAAGGUUCUGCUGGUAUUCACGGAGACCUCUUGUUAUCAUUCAAGAAAUGGUACCCGAGAGAGAACUUAUAUACUGUGAAAAAUGCACCACCAAACUACUAGUGGAUUGGAUUUAUUCAAGAGCCAUUUGGGGCAUGUGUGUAUACACAGUGUGUGUGUGAGCUCCCAGUACACUGUAGGUUCACAUACACACAUGCACUAUAUGCACAUGUCUGCUGGGUAUCGUUACACAUGUAAAUACUGCACUUAACCAAGAUUUAAGUGGGUAAUUAUGAGCUCCUUUUUAUCAACGAGGUUUGAAGUUUUCUAUUUUUCACUUUGCCAAAAAUGUUUUGCACUCACAAAAAUACUCUCGGGUAGUCAACUCCUGUCAAAACAAAGGUGAGUUGGCAUGGCCCGGUUGAUGUCCAUAUGGUAGAAAGUGGCUCAUUCCUGGUGGAAGUGUAGGUGGCUGUCACUUCACAAUUCUUGUUGUGAUUCCCACCUCCCUGUCCACUUCAGCAUUUCGUUUGUCCUUAAGAAAGAAAAACUGCUAUUUCCUGCUGAAUGGUGAGUGGGCAAGAAGCUGUUAAAGGUUUAUGCCAGAGCCUUCCAAGAUGGAGCACCUUUGGGAGGACCGAGCCCACCUUGGAAUAUUCCUCCUAUCUACUUGCCCCAAAAUCUGACAAUUUCUCAUGCUCAAAGUAUUAAGUUACACAUUUUCCAGAAGCUGCUUCUUUUACAGUAGAAACCAAGUCAUACAGAGACUUCACUACUUUUGUGAUGAAAAAGGGCUUUAGAAGUUAAAUACACGCAUCCAUAUCCAGAACUGCACAACCACAGCCUCAAUUUUGUAUUUAGUUUGGGGAAAGAGAAAAGAAUGUCCUGUGGAUUUUUUAAGUGCGCCUCUCUUGUUUGACCCAAACUCUGCAGGAAAACCACUGUGAUUAAAUAACACACACAGAAAGACUAUGUAAGUGUUCCAUGGUUUCAGCUGAAUUUCAGUCCUCUGCCUUUACAAAUGAGGUCAAGACAUGACGAGAAUAUACAGCAAGGAAAAUGAAGUAUUUGAUUAUUGCUCAGUGCUUAAUUUAUUUUUUACUGUGCCACUCAGAAUAUUUAUAAAACCCAGUAGCAUGAAUGCUUCUCUGUAGUAAUACUAAUUUUGUGCCUUUUUGUCUGCUUUCUUAAGACCAAUUGUUCACUUUGUAGAUAUUAGACAAAUAUAUUUCGAUUAAGUACUGU
Molecule: messenger RNA, 3716 nt
Organism: Neofelis nebulosa (Clouded leopard)
Lineage: Eukaryota; Metazoa; Chordata; Mammalia; Carnivora; Felidae
Gene: OSBPL10
Product: oxysterol binding protein like 10
Exons: 12
Coding region: 137-2428 (763 amino acids)
Cellular component (GO): membrane; cytosol; intracellular membrane-bounded organelle
Molecular function (GO): cholesterol binding
Source: RefSeq, a predicted model, not a curated record